Molecule: messenger RNA, 3457 nt
Organism: Pangasianodon hypophthalmus (striped catfish)
Lineage: Eukaryota; Metazoa; Chordata; Actinopteri; Siluriformes; Pangasiidae
Product: inactive dipeptidyl peptidase 10
Exons: 26
Coding region: 87-2465 (792 amino acids)
Biological process (GO): proteolysis
Molecular function (GO): dipeptidyl-peptidase activity; serine-type peptidase activity
Source: RefSeq, a predicted model, not a curated record
CUCUCUCAGUGCCUGAGCGCACCUGCGCACUGAAGUCUCCUCAUUCCGUCUCCAGCUGACUGAGAGAGCUGUUCAGCUUCAGAACCAUGAACCAGACCGCCGGAGUCUCGAACCAGUGCCGCAGACGCCCCUCAACCGACAUCAAGGAUCUGGGAGAUGGAGGUUUAGAGAGGAACUGGAAAGGGAUAGGCAUCUCUCUGCUGGUGAUUCUGGUGGUGCUGUCUCUGAUCAGCCUCUCCAUCUUCUUUCUUUCUAAAGAUGAUGGAACUAAAGCUCUGAAAUCUCAUCUGACCUUGGACGACCUUUUCCUCAGAGACUUUCAGGUUCAAGCCCCCGAGGUGCAGUGGAUCAGUGCGGUGGAGAUCAUCUAUCGGAGCAGAGAUGGGAACGUAAUGAAAACAAAUAUCCAGAACAAUCAGACUGAGGUUCUGAUGAAAAACACUACAUUUGUAACAUUUAAAGCUUCCAAAGUUGCAGUCUCACCAGAUCUCAACUAUGUUCUCCUAACAUACGAUAUCAAAAAGGUGUAUCGAUACUCCUUUUUGGCAUCUUACCUAAUCUACAAUUUGCAUACAAGAGAAGUACAUGAGUUGAACCCACCUGAGGUGUCGGAUUCGGUGCUGCAGUUUGCCUCAUGGGGAGUUCAGGGGCAACAGCUGAUUUAUAUCUUUGAAAAUAACAUCUACUACAAGCCAGAUGUAAAAAGCAGCUCUCUCAGAUUGACAUCAUCAGGACAAGAGGGAUUAGUGUUCAAUGGGAUUCCUGACUGGUUGUACGAGGAGGAGGUGCUGCACUCACCGGUAGCUCAUUGGUGGUCUUCAUCUGGAUCCAGCCUUGCAUUCCUCACCAUCAACGACACUCUCGUACCAAACAUGCUGCUGCCACGCUUUACUGGCGCUCUCUACCCACAAGGAACACACUACCCCUACCCAAAGACUGGCCAAAUAAACCCUACAGUGAAGCUGAAUGUGGUCACUCUGAAUGGCUCAUCUCCCACCAUCGAGCUUCUGCCUCCUAGUAGCCUGGAAAAAAGCGAGUACUACAUAAGCAUGGUGCGGUGGGUGACCGAGGAACGUGUGGCUGUGCGCUGGCUCAACAGAGCUCAGAACACAUCCAUCCUCACGCUCUGUUACACACACACCGGAGAGUGUGAACGGAAGCAUGUGAUGACAUCAGACAAGUGGAUUGACUGCCAGAAUGAGGAGCCUGUGUUCUCUAAAGAUGGAGCAAAGUUCUUUAUUACUUUACCCAUAAAGCAUGGCAGCCAGGGGUCUUUCCGCCACCUCACCAUGAUGUCAGAACAGAGUACUGAUGGAGAGGUCAAUGUACGACACCUGACAUCUGGCAACUGGGAAGUCACUAAGAUGCUAGCCUAUGAUGAGAGCCUGAACGCUGUGUAUUAUAUCAGCACAGAGGAUGGAGUCUCACAAAGACAUCUAUAUAGGGUGAGGACAGUGGAUCUGUUUCAUCGCGAGUGUUUGACAUGUUCCCUGUUCAAACCUCACUGCUCAUAUUAUGAUGCUAUGCUGAGUCCGGAUAUAAAAUCAGUACUGCUGCACUGUGCAGGGCCUGGUAUUCCCCAAACUACUGUGCACCAGCUUGCCAAUAUAAGCAGUUAUAUGACUAUAGAAUCUGGUCUGGAGUUCAGAGUCUUGCUCAGACAGAAACACAUCCCCCGCAGAGAAAUCAGAAUCAUACCCUCCAAUAACCAUGCACUGCGACUGGAGCUCAGCUAUCCUGUGGAUUUUGAUGAGCGUAAUCAGCAUCCUCUGCUCUUCAUACUUGACAGUGCCCCUGGUGGUCAGCAGGUGAGUGAACAAUUCCAUCUGGACUGGGACUCUGUUCUGGUGAGCUCAGACAAUGUGAUUGUGGCUCGUCUGGAUGGCAGAGGCAGCGGCUUCCAGGGACAAAAGAUUCUACAGGAAGUGCACAAGCGUCUGGGAGUGGUGGAGCUCCAGGAUCAACUUGCUGCUCUAGAGUAUCUGGUGAAACAAUCGUACAUUGAUGGGAGCAGGGUUGGUGUUUUUGGCAAGGCAUAUGGCGGCUUCCUAAGCUCCCUUCUCCUCCUGUCUCCCAUCUCUCCAUUCCGCUGUGGUGUUGCCAUGGCACCCGUCUCUGACUGGAGACUCUAUGCUUCAGCAUUUACAGAGCGAUAUUUUGGGUUCCCAGCCAAGGAUGAACAUAAAUAUCAGAUCUCUAGCCUGCUUUCUAACAUCAGCACCACUGAGAAGCAGACAUUUCUGAUCCUACACGGGACAGCUGAUGCCUCUGUUCACUUUCAACACACAGCUGAGCUGGUGAAGCUGUUAUCUAUGCAUAACGUGAACUAUACAUUACAGAUUUUUCCCGACGAUGGCCAUGACAUCAGCAGCAAACACUACAUGCUGAGUUCCGUCAUCACCUUCUUCAGAGAGUGCUUCCAUGAAAACACUGCUGUCACCAUGGAAACUGGGGAGGAGGACUAGCAUCUGUGGCUUAAGUGAUCUCAGUUGGACUCGGUGGGAUUUAAGGACAAGAUGGCUACCAUAACAAGCAUCCUUGACAUGGGUGACUUUAUUCUAAUCCCACUGGUCCCUCUCCUACCUGCCAGAGGCACAGAAGGCUUUCUUAUCUGGUGUAGCAGUGGAGCAGCCACACUGAGUCACACACUGACCAGAUUUGCAAUGACUGUCUGAGAUUUUGGAAGAUCCGUCAUGCUGUUACUACACUGGUAUGAAUGACUAAGUUUACAAUACCUAUAGAUACUAUGAAGCUUACAAAUCAACCAAAUACUCUUUUCAUGAGGCUCUACUUUCUCUUCAUUUCAUGAAAGGUAAACAUACUACAAUAAAGCAAGGGCAAUGAUAGAUUUUACAAAAUCUUGCAUACAAGAAUGAUGUUUGGAUAAAACAUACUUGAAUCCCCAUACUGCAGACGUGAAGGAGAAGGUGAAGGAAAAGAAAAUAGUGGGCAUUUUUCCAAUAUUAUUCUGUUAAGCAUUAUGCACGAAGUAAGAGACUUAGAGACUUUGGAUAAAAUCUUUGGAUAAAAACCUGUGAGAUCUCAGUUAUUUUAUUCUCAAAAAGUUUGGAUUUUUGAUCAUCCUGAUUUUUAAAAAUUAUUUUUAAAAUAAAUUAAAGAUUGAUUUCUGGACUGUUUUGAGAUUGUAAGGUUGUAUAAACUCAAUAUUACAGCUUAUUUGGAAUUGAGUCUAUAUCCAUCAAGGUACUUCAGCCCUGCAGAUAUGGUCACUGUUAUCCUUGAUGAACAUUAAGUAUAAUAUUAACUGUUUUAAUGCAGUAAAUAUUUGUUUCCCUGCAUCAUUUUGUGUAAAUGGUAGUGUGUGUACAUUCAAGUGGCACAUUCAAGACUUUAUAUAUCACACAUAAGCCAAAUGUCAAGUAUAUGUCAUAUUGUAAUAAAAAGGAAUUGUAGAAUACAAAUGUAUUUGCCCCUCUAAUUCCUACAUUAAUUAAAU